AUGGCUUCGUUCGCGCGCCCAUCGCUGCUCCGGCAGGCCCUUGCGACCUCUCGGUCGCCACUCCUGCGCCAGAAUGUCGGCGUGUCGCAGGUCGUCGCUUUCCACGCUUCCGCUCGGAAGCAGAUCCUGCCCCCCGAGCCUCAGUCGAUUCAAGGAACCAUGAACGACCCCGUUCCCGUUCCCGCACCUCACCCCGUUGAGGGCAGCUACCACUGGACUUUCGAAAGUGCUAAAAAGUGUGUCUUCAGAGCUGUCUGUGUCGGUCUGAUCCCCCUCAGCAUCGCUCCCUUCGCCGCCGGCUCCCUCAACCCCGUCAUGGACGCAAUCCUCUGCUCGCUGCUGGUUGCUCACUCGCACAUUGGUUUCCAGGCCGCCAUCAUCGACUACUUCCGCCCCCAGCGUGUGCCCAAGUUCAACGCGCUGUGCAACUGGCUCCUGCGCGCCUUCACCCUCACCACCGCGGUCGGCUUGUACGAGUUUGAGACAAACGACGUGGGUAUCACCGAGGCCCUACGCCGUAUCUGGAACGCAUAG
Messenger RNA from Penicillium canariense, 534 nucleotides. RefSeq names its product CybS family protein. The record is from RefSeq and is a predicted model, not a curated record. Bases 1 to 534 code for a protein of 177 amino acids. Gene Ontology annotation, biological process: tricarboxylic acid cycle; mitochondrial electron transport, succinate to ubiquinone. Gene Ontology annotation, cellular component: membrane; mitochondrial envelope. Lineage: Eukaryota; Fungi; Ascomycota; Eurotiomycetes; Eurotiales; Aspergillaceae. Gene Ontology annotation, molecular function: heme binding; ubiquinone binding. The transcript is spliced from 5 exons.